UUCAGUUAAGUUAAAUCAGUUCAAUUUGGUUCAGUUCAAGUAUCUUCUGUUCUCUUCUCUCUUCUAGAUAACUACAUAUAUAAUUUUACAACAAUAUAAAAAAUGGCAUCAGAAGCAACAGUGCGCUAUGCAUGUCGGGAAGGUAAAGUUAAUUGCCUUUAUUUACACAUACAACCAACAUCCCUCUCAUUACUAAAUCACCAAACCUAAAUACUAACCCAUAUCUCACACCAGAUAUCCCCGGAAUCCUCAAACUCAUCCAUGAACUAGCAGACUACGAGCACGAAUCGGCCUCCGUACUAGCUACUCCGGAAUCUCUAGGCAAAACCCUCGCUUUCGCGCCUUCAGGUCUCGUGUCUCCGUCCAAUACCACUCUCUCAACAGGAGACUCUAUUUCCCCAACACGACCCGCGCGCUGUCUCCUCCUCUUCCCUCCAUCUACAGAAUCCUCUAAUGACAGUGAACCCGCAGCAAUGGCGCUCUAUUUCUACAAUUACAGUACGUGGCGUGCUUCCGCUGGGAUAUAUGUCGAAGAUUUGUAUGUACGGGAAAGUUUUCGGGGGAAAGGGUAUGGAGGGAAAUUGUUGUCGAUACUUGCAAAAGAGGUUGUGGAUAUGAAGGGUGGGAGGUUGGAGUGGAGUGUUUUGAAGUGGAAUGAGCCGAGUAUAAAGUUCUAUCAGGGGCCGAGUGUAGGAGCUAAGGCGAUGGAUGAUUGGCAGAUCAUGAGGGUAGACAAUGAGGCGUUGGUGGAGUUGGCUAAGAGGGCUCAGUAGGUUGGUGGGGAAAGAAGGUAGCUGUACAGUUUCCUGGGCGCAUAGCACAGUGACUCUGAGCUCUUGCGGCAUCACUUGCAUCAGUCAAGCUAGCAAUUAAUU
Sclerotinia trifoliorum is the source of this 875-nucleotide messenger RNA. Lineage: Eukaryota; Fungi; Ascomycota; Leotiomycetes; Helotiales; Sclerotiniaceae. The record is from the annotation of a GenBank genome assembly.